This is a messenger RNA of Maniola jurtina (meadow brown), 1183 nucleotides long. Its product is annotated as parkin coregulated gene protein homolog. The record is from RefSeq and is a predicted model, not a curated record. The coding region runs from base 319 to 1092 and encodes 257 amino acids. The transcript is spliced from 6 exons. NCBI's taxonomy places the organism in Eukaryota, Metazoa, Arthropoda, Insecta, Lepidoptera, Nymphalidae. Gene Ontology annotation, molecular function: Hsp70 protein binding; Hsp90 protein binding.
UCGAGUUGCAAAAUAAACAAUCAAACAAUCACAAUCGGGGAUCGGCCGAGCAAAUUUACUUUCUUAUUUUAUUACUUGUGUCAACAUUUUAGAUCGAUAUUAUACGAUAAACCGAUUAUUUAUCUAUUAUAUUUACCUGUGACCUGUGUUAGCUACUAUGUUCUUUGAUUGAGUGAAAUAGUGAGAGACUAAAAAUUGACUGAUUCUUUGUGAACGAAUGCUUUUAUAAUAUUGGAGUUCUGUGUGCUACAUCAAAUACUUAUUACUGAAGAUUAAACAUAAUGUAAGUUAGUGAAUUACCCUUCAGUGGCUAUAAGAAUGGUGUUACUACCACCCUGUGCCCCGGACAUAUGCGGGAAGGAUUUCCGAAACUCGCUGAAGAAGCCGAGCCCUAAUUAUCCGUAUGGGAGCAAGGCGAGGAAAUGCCGGGUUGUCCCGGCGUUUACCAUUCAGGCGAUGCAAAAGAACACGAAGGUAAUACCGCCUCCUAAGUCCGGCGUUUACGACCCUUUGCCGCCAAAGCCGACCAUGUUCAGGAGGUGCUACCAAAGAGGAGAGUUCCCCGUCACUAUUGAGUUCACUACCAGCGGAAAACAGCUCUCUUGGAAGGUACCAAUAGAGAAGCUGGACUUCCACCACUACCUGCCAAUGUUCUUCGAUGGCCUUGCGGAAGGGACUUACCCCUUUUCCUUCAUAGUAGAACGGGGUAUUCACGACCUCGUCACCAAGGGGUCUUACAAGAUACUACCGGUUGUGCCACAACUUAUUAUACCUAUUAAAAAUGCGUUCGCAACUAAACGACCUGCGGUGCUGUGCCACGCUCUCAAAUGCAUACAGAUGAUUGUGACGGGUAGCGAAAAGGUCGGCGAGGCGUUGGUGCCUUACUAUCGGCAAAUACUACCCAUACUCAACCUCUUCAAGGGCAGAAACCGUAACUUGGGAGCUGGUAUCGACAACACGACAACCCGUGGCGAGAACGUGGCAGAUUUGAUUGAAGAUACGCUGCAAAUCCUGGAACGGUACGGCGGGCCCGACGCGUUCAUCAACAUCAAGUAUAUGAUACCUACCUAUGAGUCUUGUGUGUUGAAUUAGAUUUUAGUGGCAUGGCGCCGAUUCUGAUGUCUUUCUUUAAACAAAAUUCAGAUUAUCUGCAUCUUUAUCUUUUUAAUAAUAGUGAAAUGGA